This is a messenger RNA of Artibeus jamaicensis (Jamaican fruit-eating bat), 6182 nucleotides long. RefSeq names its product PH domain and leucine rich repeat protein phosphatase 1 (gene PHLPP1). The record is from RefSeq and is a predicted model, not a curated record. The transcript is spliced from 17 exons. Gene Ontology annotation, molecular function: protein binding. The coding region runs from base 246 to 5237 and encodes 1663 amino acids. NCBI's taxonomy places the organism in Eukaryota, Metazoa, Chordata, Mammalia, Chiroptera, Phyllostomidae.
UCGACCCGGGUGGGGAGGGCGUGUGUGUCGGGGGGGCGGCGGCGGCGAGUCGGGCGAGCGCGCGGGAUGGAACACCGAGACACCGUCGGAAUGCUCCGAAUUGCCACAUAAUCCCCUGGAACGGCCGCGCCGAACGCCAUUGGCUUCUCCCUUCUGCCCGCGCCGCCGUCUCCCACCUCCGCCUCUCCGCUGCCUCUCCGCCCGCUGCCUCCGGAGCUGGGGGGGGAGCGCGGAGCCCCACUGCAAUGGAGCCCGCCGCCGCGGCCACGGCGCAGCGGCUCCCAGAGACCAGCAGGGAGGACCGAGCUCCGGCGGCGGCGGCGGCCGGGGGCGGCCGGAGCCCCGAGCCAGCGCUGAUCCCCGCGGCCCCAAGCGGCGGGGCGCGGGAAGAGGCCCCCGGCCAGGCGCAGCCGGGGCCGCCGCCGGGCAGAGCGGCGGGCGCGGGACGCAGGAGGCGGCGCGGCGCGCCCCAGUCCACCGCCGGCGGGGCUGCUCCGGUGUCUGGGGCCGGCAGCGGCGCCAACUCCCUCCUGCUAAGGAGAGGGCGGCUGAAAAGGAAUCUGUCGGCGGCCGCCGCCGCCUCGUCGUCCUCGUCCUCCUCGUCCUCCUCUUCGGCCGCUGCCGCCUCGCACUCCCCCGGCGCCGCCGGCCUCUCCGCCUCCAGCUCUGCCUCGGCGUCGCUGUGCACCCGGAGCCUGGACAGGAAGACGCUGCUCCUGAAGCACCGACAGAUGCUGCAGCUGCAGCCCUCGGACCGGGACUGGGUGAGGCACCAGCUGCAGCGGGGCUGCGUGCACGUCUUCGACCGCCACCUGGCCUCGACCUACCUGCGCCCGGUGCUGUGCACGCUGGACACCACGGCCGGCGAGGUGGCCGCCCGCCUGCUGCAGGUGGGCCACAAAGGCGGGGGCGUGGUGAAGGUGCUGGGCAAGGGGCCCCCGGACGCCGGCCCCCGGCUCGCGCCCGCUGAGCCACCCCUGGGGAAGAGCGGGUUGGCUGCCGUCGGGGCCUCGCCGCGCGCGCCUCCCGCGGACCUGCCGCUGCCCGGCGCUCUAGGCGGGUGGGCGUCCGGCGCCUCCCGCGUCAGCCCCGUGCUCUCGGAUUCCAGCCCCGGCGACCCCGGCACCCCGCUUGACUGCGCGGCCUCGGGCCGGGCCUCGGACACUGAGAGCUUCAGCCUGAGCCCCAGUGCGGAGAGCGUGUCCGACCGGCUGGACCCCUACAGCAGCGGCGGCGGCUCCUCGUCGUCGUCCGAGGAGCUCGAGGCCGACCCUGUCCCAACCCCAGCGGGAGCUCCGAGCCAGCCCUGCCCGCCGGACCGCUCCGCGCACAUCCGUCCCAGAGUCGGUGCUCGACCGCUUUCCCCUACGGCCUCCCCGCCUCCGCUGCAGCCAAAAGCCCCGACGGUCGUCCACUGCCCGGACGGGGCCACCGACGAUCCGCCUAGGGAGGAAAAGGCAGCGGCAGCCGUGGUCCCUGGCCGUCCCCAGCCGAUCCCGGGUGGGACCGCGGAGAAAGCGCCUUCUCCACCCACCCUUUACGUGCAGCUCCAUGGAGAGACUACUCGGCGCCUGGAGGCGGACGAGAAGCCCUUGCAGAUCCAAAAUGACUACCUCUUUCAACUGGGAUUUGGGGAGUUGUGGAGGGUGCAGGAGGAAGGCAUGGACUCGGAGAUUGGCUGCCUCAUUCGCUUCUAUGCAGGAAAACCUCACAGCACUGGUAGCUCCGAACGGAUUCAGCUCUCAGGAAUGUAUAAUGUCCGUAAAGGCAAAAUGCAGUUGCCAGUGAACCGAUGGACCAGACGCCAAGUCAUUCUGUGUGGGACCUGCCUGAUAGUGUCAUCUGUGAAAGACAGCUUGACUGGAAAGAUGCAUGUUCUGCCCCUAAUUGGUGGAAAAGUGGAAGAAGUGAAAAGGCACCAGCACUGUUUAGCAUUCAGCUCCUCUGGACCCCAGAGCCAGACUUACUACAUUUGUUUUGAUACAUUCACGGAGUAUUUAAGGUGGCUUCGACAAGUGUCAAAGGUUGCAUCGCAGCGCAUUAGCUCAGUGGACCUCUCAUGCUGCAGCCUGGAGCAUCUGCCUGCCAACCUCUUCUACAGCCAAGACCUCACUCAUCUCAACCUGAAACAGAACUUCCUGAGGCAAACUCCCAGUCUGCCGACUGCCAGGGGGCUCAGUGAACUGCAAAGGUUCACCAAGUUGAAGAGUCUUAACCUUUCCAAUAAUCAUUUAGGAGACUUCCCAAUAGCGGUCUGCAGUAUCCCCACCCUGACCGAGCUGAACGUGUCCGGCAACGCCCUCCGAGCCGUCCCUGCCGCUGUAGGAGUCAUGCACAACUUACAGACGUUUUUGUUGGAUGGAAACUUCCUGCAGACCCUUCCUGCCGAGUUGGAGAACAUGCAUCAGCUUAGUUAUCUUGGUCUUUCUUUCAAUGAAUUUGCUGACAUUCCAGAGGUGUUAGAGAAACUGACCGCUGUGGACAGACUGUGCAUGUCUGGGAACUGUCUGCAGGGCCUGAGGCUGCAGGCCUUACGAAGAACGCCCCACAUUAAGCAUGUGGAUCUAAGACUGAACAAAAUUAGGAAGCUAAUAGCAGACGAAGUAGACUUUCUCCAGCACGUCACUCAGCUUGAUCUGCGCGACAAUAAGCUUGGUGAUCUGGAUGCCAUGAUCUUCAACAACAUUGAAGUUUUACACUGUGAAAGGAAUCAGCUGGUGACACUGAACAUCUGCGGCUAUUUCCUAAAAGCGCUCUAUGCCUCUUCUAAUGAACUUGUUCAACUUGAUGUUUACCCAGUUCCGAAUUAUCUGUCGUACUUGGACGUUUCCAGGAACUGCUUGGAAAAUGUGCCUGAGUGGGUGUGUGAAAGCCGAAAGCUAGAAGUUUUGGAUAUUGGCCAUAAUCGAAUAUGUGAACUCCCUGCACGCCUGUUCUGUAACAGCAGUCUCCGGAAGCUGCUGGCGGGGCACAACCAGCUGGCGCGGCUGCCCGAGCGGCUGGAGAGCACCUCCGUGGAGGUGCUGGACGUGCAGCACAACCUGCUCCUGGAGCUGCCGCCCAGCCUUCUGAUGAAGGCCGACAGCUUGAGGUUCCUGAAUGCAUCUGCGAACAAACUGGAAACCCUUCCUCCGGCCACACUUUCCGAAGAGACGAGCAGCGUCUUGCAGGAGUUGUACCUGACGAACAACAACCUCACGGACAAGUGCGUGCCCCUGUUGACCGGACACCCCCACCUGAAGAUCCUGCACUUGGCCUACAACCGGCUCCAGAGCUUCCCAGCAAGUAAAAUGGCCAAACUGGAGGAACUGGAAGAAGUCGACGUCAGCGGGAACAAACUGAAAGCCGUCCCCACGACCAUCACCAACUGCCGGCGCCUGCACACCGUGGUCGCCCACUCCAACUGCAUCGAGGCCUUUCCCGAGGUCAUGCAGCUCCCGGAGAUCAAGUGCGUGGACCUGAGUUGCAACGAGCUCAGCGAGGUCACUUUACCAGAAAACCUGCCCCCAAAACUGCAAGAACUGGACCUGACGGGAAACCCCCGGCUGGCCCUCGACCACAAAACCCUGGAGCUGCUGAACAAUAUCCGCUGUUUCAAGAUCGAUCAGCCUUCCUCAGGAGACGCCUCUGGAGCCCCUGCCGUAUGGAGCCAUGGCUACACGGAAGCCUCGGGGGUGAAAAACAAGCUGUGCGUGGCGGCUCUGUCGGUGAAUAACUUCUGCGACAGCCGGGAGGCCCUGUACGGCGUGUUCGAUGGAGACCGGAACGUGGAGGUGCCCUACCUUCUCCAGUGCACCAUGAGCGACAUCUUGGCGGAAGAGCUGCAGAAAACGAAGAACGAAGAGGAGUACAUGGUCAACACCUUCAUCGUCAUGCAGAGGAAACUGGGAACUGCUGGGCAGAAACUUGGAGGCGCUGCUGUCCUUUGUCACAUCAGACAUGACCCUGUGGACCCAGGAGGGUCCUUCACCUUGACCUCUGCUAAUGUGGGCAAGUGCCAGACGGUUCUCUGUCGCAACGGGAAGCCGCUGCCUCUGUCCAAAUCGUACAUCAUGAGCUGCGAGGAAGAACUGAAGAGAAUUAAACAGCACAAGGCCAUUAUCACUGAGGACGGCAAGGUGAACGGAGUGACUGAGUCCACCCGCAUCCUGGGCUACACGUUCCUCCACCCGAGCGUGGUGCCCCGCCCCCACGUGCAGUCCGUGCCCCUGACCCCGCAGGACGAGUUCUUCAUCCUGGGCAGCAAGGGCUUGUGGGACAGCCUGUCCAUGGAGGAGGCUGUGGCAGCCGUGCGCAACGUGCCCGACGCCCUGGCCGCCGCUAAGAAGCUGUGCACCCUGGCGCAGAGCUACGGCUGCCGCGACAGCCUCAGCGCCGUGGUGGUGCAGCUCAGCGUCACCGAGGACAGCUUCUGCUGCUGUGAGCUGGGCGCUGGCGGGGCGCUGCCGCCACCCAGCCCGGGCAUCUUCCCGCCCUCGGUCAGCAUGGUGAUCAAGGACCGGCCGGCGGACGGGCUGGGCGGGCCGUCCUCCAGCAGCGGCAUGGCCUCGGAGAUCAGCAGCGAGCUGUCCACCUCUGAGAUGAGCAGCGAGGUGGGUUCCACGGCCUCCGACGAGCCCCCGCCUGGGCCCCUGAGCGAGAGCGGCCCCGCCUUCCCCAGCGAGCAGCGCUGCCUGCUGCACCCUGCCUGCCUGCCCAGCUCCUUCCAGCGCCAGCUGUCCAGCGCCACGUUUUCCAGCGCCUUCUCGGACAACGGCCUGGACAGUGACGACGAAGAGCCGAUUGAGGGCGUCUUCAGCAAUGGCAGCCGGGUGGAGGUGGAGGUGGACAUCCACUGCGGCCGCGCCAAGGACAGGGACAAGCCGCAGCCCGCGCUGCUCGUGCAGGCCGAGGCCAGCGACGAGGGCAUCGUCAUCAGCGCCAACGAGGACGAGCCCGGGCUGCCCAGGAAGGUGGACUUCGCUGCCGUGGGGACCAUCGGGCGCCGGAGGGCCAACGGCUCGGUGGCGCCCCAGGAGAGGAGCCACAACGUGAUCGAGGUAGCCGCGGACGCACCUCUCCGGAGGCCUGGAGGCUACUUCGCCGCCCCCGCCCAGCCGGACCCCGAGGAUCAGUUUAUCAUCCCGCCUGAGCUGGAGGAGGAGGUCAAGGAGAUCAUGAAACACCACCAGCAGCAGCAGCCGCCGCGGCCGUGCCCGGGGGACCCGCUGCCGGACUACUGCGACACACCGCUAUGACCGCGGCCCCCUGGACUACACGACCUGGGAGGCUGAGCGGCACGAGGCUCCGGGCUGGCGUUAAGCAGGGUCCGACCGCGCCCUCCCCCGACCCCCCGCCUGUCUUUGCGGCCAGUCUGUAGGUUCUCCCUGCUGGUGAUUUUUAAAAUAAUUACCACUUUUCUUCUAGUGAUGCUUUACCGAUAUGAUUUAAAUUUGUUAACUUCUUUUCCUAACGUCUCAGAUGUGUAAAGACAAAGAACAAAAGGUUUAAUAUAUUACAGAGAAACAGUUAAUGAUAAUGUAAUAUUUUUUAAAAUGGCUUUUUAUUGUUUUGUUCGGAAGGCAGGGCAGGUUGCCAUUGCUAAAUGAUUUAAUAAUAUUGUAAUUCGGGGGGGAAAGCUUUUUUUUUUGUCUUGAAAAUGAUAGACAUUUGUAGAAUAUGGAGACUAACUCCUAGGAGUUGCUUACUCUGUCAGGUGACUUACGUCACUGGAUUCACUAAUUUUCUCUGAGAGAACAGUUGAUUGAGAAAUUUCUAUUGUAAAUAGCUCAGUGUUGUAUAGUGUUGCUUCCGGUGUUUCGUAGUUUGGGCGUAAGGACACGGUCUAAACAACUGACUGCCCCCCACCCAGGAGCCCCCACCCAGCCCCCCAGUUCAUCAUUAAAUAUGAGGCCGAACGGCGAAGAGCGUUUCUGUUCAAAGGUGGUGCCUUGUGGGCCACUGCAGACACAGUUGCACCCGAGGGGCCCCUGUACCUCUUUCCCUCCUCUCCCGGCCCCCAGCCCCCAGCCCCCUGACUUUCACAGACACUUUCUAACCCUGUUCCUUACUGCCGCCGCCCCGGUCAGCAUGGUUGUGUAGCGUUCAGGUAGGCCAUUCACAUACCAAGAGUUCUACUACAGCAGAAUGCACAGAUGAACAUGUCAUAAUUUUUGUUAUAAUAAAUACAAAAUUUACAAGUA